Messenger RNA from Komagataella phaffii GS115, 1059 nucleotides. RefSeq names its product Peripherally bound inner membrane protein of the mitochondrial matrix. Gene Ontology annotation, molecular function: protein binding. The record is from RefSeq and is a predicted model, not a curated record. The coding region runs from base 1 to 1059 and encodes 352 amino acids. The transcript has a single exon. Lineage: Eukaryota; Fungi; Ascomycota; Pichiomycetes; Pichiales; Pichiaceae.
AUGAGACGAUAUUUGUCCUCUGUUGCUAGUCAGUCGAGGCCUUCUAUCCUUGAGCUACUUCCUCCAAAGAGAUUUGUCAAUCGAAUUCUUUUUGAUCUCGAUAGUCGGUUAAAUUACAAAAAAGUCAUCCCAGUCUUGGAUACGAUAUACCAAAGUAUUCCUUCUGGAGAAGAUCCCAUAAUUCCCAAAUAUGCCACCCCUGACGAUUUGAUGCUGUUUCAAAAGGCUUUGAAAGAAAUACGACAGAAAACUCGUACAGAAAACAGGUAUCUUAUGCAGCUAGAGAAUGCUCUGGUAGAGAAAGCUGCUGAAUCUGGUCAACGAGAUGCCGUUUCGGUAUUAGCAUUUACUGCAAUCAAAGAUCAGAAUAAUCAGUUUACUGAUGAUGACAAGGCUCAUGCCAGAAAGCUAAUCAAAGAACUUAUGAAGCUCAAGCACCCACUAGCUAUAAAACUGACGGGUGAUAUGUUGUAUCAGUCGAAUGCUCUAGUAGAGGCAGAAAAGAUGUACAUGCGGUUCCUAGAGCUAGAAAAAGAUACGAUCUUAUCCGCUGAGGUUCAUAAAUCUCUGGGGGUCAUCUUUUUUAAAGACUUACGCCAUUUCAAGGCCAGAACACAUUUUGAGAAGAGUAUAAGAUUAGCUCCAUUGGAUAAGGUGUACGAAUCACACUUUUAUCUCUCUCAAUUGUACUCAAAUGACGACCCUCUUCGCUCUAGACAUCAUUUGCAACUGAGUUCAUCUCAAGGUUUGAGAGAGAGUCUAGCCAAUCUUGGCUUCUUGGAGCUGAAUUAUUUCAAUAACGCAGACAUUGCAUUUCAAUGGUUCAAACUUGGAGCAGAGAUCACAGACAUCACCUCAUUAAUAGGGCUGUUUGAUUGCUAUAUGCUGAAGAAGGAGUAUCACGAGGCAGUGAACAUCUUGGAUCAAUUGAGGGAUACGCUUACCAGUGAUUCAUACAAAAAUGCCAUAAAGACAGGUACUGAAAAGGUAACUUGGGAGCAACUACAAUCAGUAAGAGCAAAGUCACUGGAAACUCUGUCAAGCCUUCGUCUCCUAUAG